Messenger RNA from Serendipita indica DSM 11827, 1044 nucleotides. The record is from the annotation of a GenBank genome assembly. Lineage: Eukaryota; Fungi; Basidiomycota; Agaricomycetes; Sebacinales; Serendipitaceae.
AUGCGGGCGAAGGGCCAACUUACAUACGACUCGGUAGUUGGCCCUCUCCACCUCAGUAACUCAGCGGUGCUCAUGGCGUCAGUGGUGCAAUUUGUGUGGUUCAAACAGAUCGUGCACUACGCCGCCGUCUCUGCAAUUACGGUGUUCAUAUACGACUACAUCCUGACACUUUCGCUCGAGAUUAGCCUUAUGUGGACGUCGUGGGGUGGAUGGCUCGGGAAGUUUGUCUUCUUCUACGUGCGUACAAUCCCAGCUUAUUUGCCUCCAUACACACCAGCACUGGGCAAGUACGAGGAACACUCCAGCUGCAGUUUCUCACCAAUCCCAAGAUGUAGGACCCUAACGGCCACAGGAAUUGUUCUAGAAUUCACAGUUUCUCUCUCGUCGACAGCUAUAUUCUACCUAAGAAUGUGUACACUGUACCAAAAGACGCGUUGGAUUAUCGUAUUCAUCACCGUUUUCUUCUUUCUCAGUGCCGUAGCACAGAUAAUCGUGGGCACUACGGCGAUGACACUGCUCCUGCGCUUUACAGGGUCCAUCGACGGUUACUGUGGACUGACUGGAACACCGCCUCCGAGUGCCGCCAGCAUGAUUGCCGGUGCAUAUUUGUCAAUGGUACCAUGCGAGACGGUUAUCCUGGCCGCAACGAUUGCCCAUUCUAUUUGGGCGAAGAAGCUUAAGUUAUUGGAAGGAGCGUCCGCCAGUCUACCGAUCCUUACACGGCUCUAUCGGGAUGGAAUCUUGUACUUUGGACUUGCACUUGCCCUGAGAUUAUGCGGCGCAAUUGUUUGGCUUGAAGCGCCUGCCAAUCUCAAGCUCUCUCCCGACUAUGGCGUUUACGCCCUCACAAGCAUCUUCGCUUGCAGAUUCUUCUUGGGGCUUCGGGAGUCCAUCUCGCAGACCAAUGCUGAAUCAUUCCCUACAACCAACACAGACACCAUUGCUCUAUCAGAGAGACCACGUCGCAGCCCCUUUUCUCUUUCGACCCAGAUGACUGCUGGAAACCCUUUGGAGGAAACCAACGUCAACUCUACGCAUCCCUAG